Protopterus annectens (West African lungfish) is the source of this 966-nucleotide messenger RNA. Its product is annotated as coiled-coil domain-containing protein 1-like. Lineage: Eukaryota; Metazoa; Chordata; Ceratodontiformes; Protopteridae. Bases 1 to 966 code for a protein of 321 amino acids. The transcript has a single exon. The record is from RefSeq and is a predicted model, not a curated record.
AUGAAUCAUGUGACUGAUGAGGAGGAGCAGAUGAAUGAUGUCACUGAUGUGGAGGAGAAGGAGAUGAAUGAUGUGACUGAUGUGGAGGAGAUGAAUGAUGUGACUGAUGUGAGGGAGGAGAUGAAUGAUGUGGCUGAUGUGGAGGAGGAGAUGAAUGAUGUGACUGAUAUGGAGGAGGUGAUGAAUGAUGUGACUGAUGUGAGGGAGGAGAUGAAUGAUGUGGCUGAUGUGGAGAAGGAGAUGAAUAAGAUGACUGAUGUCGAGGAGGAGAUGAAUGAUGUGGCUGAUGUGGAGGAGGAGAUGAAUGAUGUGACUGAUGUCGAGGAGGAGAUGAAUGAUGUGACUGAUGUGGAGGAGGAGAUGAAUGAUGGGGCUGAUGUGGAGGAGGAGAUGAAUGAUGUGACUGAUGUGGUGGAGGAGAUGAGUGAUGUGACUGAUGUGGAGGAGGAGAUGAAUGAUGUGACUGAUGUGGAGGAGGGGAUGAAUGAUGUGACUGAUGUGGAGAAGAUGAAUGAUGUGAAUGAUGUGGAGGAGGAGGAGAUGAAUGAUGUGACUGAUGUGGAGGAGGAGAUGAAUGAUGUGACUGAUGUGGAGGAGGAGAUGAAUGAUGUGACUGAUGUGGAGGAGGAGAUGAAUGAUGUGGCUGACGUGGGGGAGGAGAUGAAUGAUGUGGCUGAUGUGGAGGAGGAGAAGAAUGAUGUGACUGAUGUGGAGGAGGAGAUGAAUAAUGUGGCUGAUGUGGGGGAGGAGAUGAAUGAUGUGACUGAUAUGGAGGAGGAGAUGAAUGAUGUGACUGAUGUGGAGGAGGAGAUGAAUGAUGUGACCGAUGUGGAGGAGGAGAUGAAUGAUGUGGCUGAUGUGGGGGAGGAGAUGAAUGAUGUGGCUGAUGUGGAGGAGGAGAAGAAUGAUGUGACUGAUGUGGAGGAGGAGAUGAAUGAUGUGGCUGAUGGGGGAGGAGAUGAAUGA